Messenger RNA from Calidris pugnax (ruff), 1587 nucleotides. RefSeq names its product UBX domain protein 11 (gene UBXN11). Bases 138 to 1574 code for a protein of 478 amino acids. Gene Ontology annotation, molecular function: ubiquitin binding. Gene Ontology annotation, biological process: proteasome-mediated ubiquitin-dependent protein catabolic process. The record is from RefSeq and is a predicted model, not a curated record. Lineage: Eukaryota; Metazoa; Chordata; Aves; Charadriiformes; Scolopacidae. The transcript is spliced from 13 exons.
CAUCAGCCCCCAGCAGGAACCGGGGAUGUGGGUCACUCAGGUCUCACACAGAAGAAGACAGUCUGUCUCCCAGGACAAAGGAUCCAGCUCCAGGCAGUCUCCCCUCCUGCUCAAGGGGGACAACGCUGAAAAAGAACAUGCAGGGCACAGCUCACGCUGACAUGGACUCCGUGUCCUCCCUGAUGCAAAAAAUCACCCUGUUGGAACAAAAAAUAGAUGAACAAGCACAAGAAAUCCAGCUGAAGGACAGGAGGAUUGCUGAACUGGAAGAGAAGAUGAAGACUCUUCAGAAAGGAGAAGAUGCUCCUGACUUACCCACAGCAGAGGAACUGGAAAUUAGGUGCCUUCAGCUGCAGACCCAGGUCUGGGAGAUGGAGCGGUUUCUAAAUGACUAUGGUCUGAUUUGGGUCGGAGAGAGACAUGAACACCUGGAAGAUUUAGAAUCGCUCAAGGAUGAAGAAGAGCUACCAGCAAGGAGCCUCUGGAAGCCAGGUGAAGCAGUCGUUUCCAAACACCAGAUUGAUUUUGAUUUAAUCUUGGAAAAGGUGAAGGAUUUGAACGUGCUGGCUGGAGAAGGCAUUUCUCAGAUCGAGCACACGCCUGGGGGUGCUCGGCUCAGACAGCCCAAACCCCUCCCUCUGACACUCUAUCAAAAUGGGAUCGUGAUGUUCAACGGAGCCUUUCGGCCCUACGAGGACCCAUCCACACAGCAAUGCCUGCAGGAUAUUAUGGAUGGGUAUUUCCCUUCAGAGUUGCAGAUGCGCUACCCAGACGGCAUCCCUUUGCAGGUCACUGACAGAAGGGACGUGGUAUUUCAGGAGAGAGACCUUCCAGGGAGUUUUCCUGGCCACGGCCAAGUGGUCGGCCGCUCAAAAUCAAGUGACGUGCAGAAAACCACCGAGAUCCCAGGGGAGGUUAGAGCUCUCCCUGUCGGCUGUUGUGCUCUCUCCUUUCACCAAAUCAGCCUGUUCUGGGGGAAAAUGGUUUGUCAGAAAGGUCACACAUGGACACAUCUCCUCUCUGCUCCAGCAGGUCGCACAGUCUCCUUGGAGGAGCUUCUCAACACGCUUUCUAAGUCCUCAAAACACAGAGGAGAAGUGAUUGGUGCCCAAUGCUCAGCUAGAACAGCACAGCAGGGCGCUGGUGGGGUGCGGAGCAGCAAAGAGAUCCUGGUGGAGACACCCAGGCUGUCUGCCCUGGAGAGGGUGAAGACAGCUGAAGAGGCUGAAGCUUCUGGCCCUGCUGUCUGCACCCUCCGCAUCAAAUCUGAGAGCGGGGAGCAGACGUACAUCGUAAAGAUGCUGCUCACAGAGACCAUAGGGGACCUGCGCCAGCACCUCACCCAUGCCAGGGGUGGAGACUCCGACUCGUAUGAGAUCAUCAGUACCUUUCCCCAGAGGGUGUACGCAGACAACUCCAGGAGCCUGCAGGAAUGUGGCCUGGUCCCCAAUGCCUCCUUGCUGCUGCGGAGAAGAGACCCCUCCCAACAAGAGGAGACAGGGCUACAAACAGCUCCCAGCAAGAGCUGCUCGUCCCAAGCUCUGCAAGAGGAAGGAGCUGUCUUGCACCAUUAGCUGUGUCAUAACC